GGCGGCGGCCGUGCUUGGUAGUGAGGGCGGGAGGGAGUGAGUCACUGAGCGUGUGUGAGGGAGGGAAGGAGCAAGCGGGCGAGCGAGCAGCCCGCGCCGUCCGUCCGCAGCACCAGCCAGGCCCCGCCGCCGCCCCGCAGCCCAGCGCCGAGGCCGGGCCGAGCCGAGCUGGGUCGGGCCCGGGCCAUGCUGCUCACCGUGUACUGUGUGCGGAGGGACCUCUCCGAGGUGACCUUUUCCCUCCAGGUCGACGCCGACUUCGAGCUGCACAACUUCCGCGCGCUGUGCGAGCUCGAGUCCGGCAUCCCCGCAGCCGAGAGCCAGAUCGUCUAUGCUGAAAGACCCCUCACAGACAACCACAGAUCGCUGGCUUCCUACGGCUUGAAAGAUGGGGAUGUCGUGAUUUUACGACAGAAGGAGAAUGCAGACCCUCGACCUCCAGUGCAGUUCCCAAACUUGCCCCGCAUAGACUUCCGUAGCAUAGCCGUGCCUGGCACGUCAGGCUCCCGGCAGCGCCGGCCACCAGGAGCACAGCAGUCCCACUCAUCUCCCGGAGACAUAGCUUCAUCUCCUCAGGGCUUGGACAAUCCAGCCUUGCUCCGAGACAUGUUGCUGGCCAACCCCCAUGAGCUGUCCUUGCUGAAGGAGCGCAAUCCACCCCUGGCGGACGCUCUGCUCAGUGGAGACCUUGAGAAAUUUUCUAGGGUCCUGGAGGGACAGCAGCAGGACCGAGCCCGGAGAGAGCAAGAAAGGAUUCGUCUCUUUUCUGCCGACCCUUUUGAUCUUGAAGCUCAGGCAAAAAUAGAGGAAGAUAUAAGGCAACAGAAUAUCGAGGAAAACAUGACAAUAGCUAUGGAAGAGGCUCCUGAAAGUUUUGGCCAAGUGGUGAUGCUUUAUAUUAACUGCAAAGUGAACGGACAUCCUGUGAAAGCCUUUGUUGACUCAGGUGCCCAGAUGACUAUUAUGAGCCAAGCUUGUGCAGAAAGGUGUAAUAUAAUGAGGCUGGUGGACCGUCGGUGGGCAGGGAUUGCCAAAGGAGUGGGCACCCAGAAGAUUAUUGGAAGGGUACAUCUAGCUCAGGUUCAAAUUGAAGGAGAUUUCCUGGCGUGCUCUUUCUCUAUACUUGAGGAACAGCCUAUGGACAUGCUUCUGGGACUGGACAUGCUGAAACGGCAUCAGUGUUCCAUCGACCUCAAGAAAAAUGUGCUCGUGAUCGGCACGACAGGCUCACAGACCACCUUCCUGCCCGAGGGAGAGUUACCGGAGUGUGCCCGAUUGGCGUAUGGGGCGGGGCGAGAGGAUGUGCGGCCAGAAGAGAUUGCAGACCAAGAAUUAGCAGAAGCUCUUCAGAAAUCCGUGGAGGAUGCAGAGAAAAGUGGUAAAGAAACUACCUCACUGGGAAUGUCAUCCUUACCAACUUCAGAUGGAUUUAACCAUCCAGCCCAUCCUUCAGGACAGAGUCCUGAGAUUGGUAAUCCUAUGAGUCUUGCUCACUCUGUCUCUGCUUCAGGCUGCCCUUUCGAGCCCAGUGACCCUGACAGCAUUGAACCUAAAGCUCUAAAGGCUUUGAAGGCUUCUGCCGAAUUCCAGAUAACCUCUGAAAAGAAAGAACAUCUUCCUCCACGGGAUCUUUCUGAUUGUGCUUCUUCAGCAGACAGCGCUCCAGCCAUGCCUCUGCAGAAUUCAUCCGAAGAAGCCAUUGUUGCAGAGAAUAUGGAGAAAUCUGCUGAAAGAAGCACCCAGGGCCUCAGAUCUCCUCUCCACACAAGACCGCAAGCUAGUUUAUCUGUCACGACUGCUAGUGUGCAAGAACCACCGGGGUUUCUAGGUGAAAAGGGUUGGCAUCCAGAAAGUCAGAACCCGAGUCAAGGGAACGGCCUUCAGCAGCACAAAGAACCAGGGAAUGAACAGCAUGAGGUUGUACAACAGAAUGCUCUACAUGACCAAGAACAGGAACAUCUCUGUAACACAGAGGACUUUGAACUUCUUGGAGAAAGGCAACAGAAUCCACAAAGAAGUGUUGAUUUAGAAGCUACAAUGAAAGAAGACAGGCUACAGCAGAAUGUGGACCUUCCAGGUACAGAGGAAAAUACUCUACCUUCAGGAUGCUGUGGCUGCCCCCAUUCAGAAACACUCAUGGAAGUGGAUACAGUUGAAGAGUCCCUAGUGGCUGUGCCUAACUCAGCGGAUGGUCAGAAUGCCAAUGUCAAGAACAUCGGUGCACCCGAUCUCACCUUAGAUAAUCCCCUGAUGGAAGUAGAAACAUCAAAAUGUAACCCUUCGUCCGAAAUUUUGAGUAAUUCAAUUUGCACUCAGGAUUUACAGCUCCCAGACAAUAACGUUGAAAUGUCUGGAACAAAUAAAGAAGAUGGGGAUUGCUCCCCGUCUUUAAGUCUCUGUGGCAGUUGUCAGCCUUCUGUGGAGUCAGCAGAGGAAUCCUGCUCAUCUCUAACGGCAGCCUUGAAGGAACUCCAUGAACUUUUGGUCAUUAGUAGUAAACCAGCUUCAGAAAAUACAUCUGAAGAAGUUAUCUGUCAAUCAGAAAUGGUAACUGAGGGCCAAACAGGUGGGAAGGACCUUUCUGAAAGAUGGACCCAAAGUGAGCAUGUUGUAGUUACCCAGAACGAAGAGCGUUCACAAGUCUCCUUUCAUCAGACCGUAACUGUAUCGGUGAGGGCAGAAAAGUUAACAGACACUUCAAAUGGUGCUGGAGUAGAAGAUGUAGAAGAUAUUAAUGUCAGGGAUCCAGGUGAUGGCCUAGUAACUGAUAAGGAAAGUGUCCCCGAGUCUAGGGAAUCCGAGAACAAGAGCAGUUCUGACGCUCUAGCCUCAGCAAAAACGUCUAAUCAAUUACACUGCACCUUAGGUGUAGAAAUCUCACCCAAACUUUCAGCAGGUGAGGAGGAUGGUGUCAGUCCCACAUCUGAGCAAACGAAGUCCUGGUCCAAUUUCACGUUGGUUGAAGAUCUGGGUCAGGGCGCACAGAAUCCGGUGACAGACGGGCCUGAGACACGACAGGAUGUCUGUCCUGAAGCCGCAGGGCCACUUGUUGACUUUGAGCCGCCCACCAGCCACCCAUCAUCAAGUCCCUCCGUUCUUCCACCACUGAUUUUUCCUGCUGCAGACAUUGACCGGAUUCUCCGUGCCGGCUUCACUUUGCAGGAAGCUCUUGGGGCUUUGCAUCGAGUUGGCGGAAAUGCAGACCUUGCACUUCUUGUUUUGCUCGCAAAGAACAUUGUAGUUCCUACAUAACCAAGGAAAAGUGGGCUAAACCAUCCUCCAUUCCCUUAAAAAAAAAAAAAAAAAAAAAAAAGCUAUAGACACACAACACACACUCUCUCUCUCUCUCUCUCUCUCUCUCUCUCUCUCUCCCCCCCUCUCCUCUCUCCUCUCUCUCUCUCCCUCUCUCUCUCUCUCUCUUUCACUCACCACGUACACAGUAUAUGUAGAAACCUGCAAGCAGAAUGUUGAGCCAGAUUUUUUUUAAAGAUUUUUUUCGGCCAAAGUAACUUAUCUCUUGUCUGAUGAAUUUGUCUAUUCUAUUUGUUAAAAUUUGGGCCUUUUAAAUGUAUUGGCAGUAUGUGCAUACAAAAGCUUUUUAUUAUCAAGAUGAUGUAUUCUGGAAUAAAAUUGAUGGUUUUGUGUAUAGCAUACCAUUUUAGAAUGAGAGUGAGUGCUUUAAAAAGCAGAAGCCAUGAGAAACCCUACCACCCAUGCAGCUGAAAGCAGAUCACCUUCCCUCUUUGGCUGUGUCUGUGCUGUAGGCAGGGUAUGGCUUGUUGGCUCAAUUGUCCAUUUACAGACUUGAUCACAUGGUGUGGUGUUUGGAAUUACACUUAGUGCUCUGUGUAUUGGUGAUGCAUCAGUUAUAAGAGGAAGUUGAAGAAUAAUUGAGUGAUCUCUCCUAGAGUGGUAUGUUUUUAUUUGUGUGGUUAGGAUUUGGCAGUUUUAUGGGGUGAGUUGGGAGGAUUUAAAACUUGGGCUGCUCUGUACGCGACAGGCUGCCGCAUGAAUUGCCAAGUAUUUUGGGGUGGGGGGGAAUCAACAUCAGAAUGGAACGUGGUGCUACCCAGAUAGAAAAGGGAAAAGCGUGUAAUUCUGUUUGCAAAUGUUUGGUGAUGUUUCAAGGACCGGGAGUGAAAAAUAAUGGCCUGAACGCUGGAAUUUACUAGAGAGUGGGUUUGCGAGCAUCUUACUGAUCUCACCUCAACCCUUAGUGACCAACAAUGAACCCAGAGUUCUGCUAAGGGGUUGAUUUGCCUGCAGUUCAUUUCCUUUCUAAGCUCAUCUACUGGGAAGUGCUUCCAAAGCUCAGUGUGAGCCGCGAUCGGAGUGAGAUAUUGUGAAGUGUGAUAACCUUGUCGCUGGUUCAUCUUGGUGCUUGGAAUGGUCAGCCUGUUUGGUGAGUGGCCUUUACGGCAAUGGAAAUAGUAAUGGCAGUUCCUGACUCAAGUGGCCUUGGUAGAGAUUUCCAUCCCUUUCUUUCCUCAGGAGUUUCUUUUUUAAAGCAGGCGGCGUCACAUUUGUGUUUACCAUGUCAAGGUAGAGUGGGGCAUAGUGUAUAGAUGUAUUUAUUGUGGCCUUUUUUUAUAUGAGGACUAGCCCUUGGAAAUCAUUGUCCUGUGGGCCCCACUGUGCAAUAAUCCUACUGGAUAGAUUUUAGGUAGUUUUUCCCAGAAAAUAAAUUAUCUUAUGUACCCAGCAGGAAUCUGAAAUCUUGGUUUUAUUGAAAAGAAUUUUGAGAAUGACUCCUGAUUCCAAGCUAGAGUUUGCAAUGUGUUUGAAACAGAUGCUUCGAAAGGGUGAUUCGUGAACUUAGUGUUAAAUGAUUUUGUGUGAAGUCUUACUCUCUUUGCAAGCUUAUUCUUUCUUUCAAAAUUCAAGUCAUUGAGCACAAUCAAAACGGAGGCUCAUAUCUCAGGAGUUUUUGACAUUUUCAUUUGGGGGCACUUAGAGACCUUUCUCUUCUGUCCUGUUCCGUCUCCUUUUCUUUUUGCUGUGACGUUUGUAUGUAUGUUGUGAGUCUUCAGUGAUGUGGCGGAAAGUCACAUAGAUUCAUCAUGAUCCUCCGAAGUUGGGAGAUGGUUGGCAGAAGGAGUUGUGGUUUACUGUUUUCACGAGGGCGCUCCGAACAGCAGGUCAGCCAGGUUGUCUUUAAGAUGUUCUUUGAGACAAUCACAUGCUGCAGACCCUUUUGCCUGCCCCACACCAAAGACGUAAGAUGCACUAGGAAACUGCGUGUAGGAUUUCUGUCAACCGACUCUUAGAGCUGCGGCCAUAAUUAAGUAGUUGGUGCUAUGAGGGAAGCAAAAUCCAGUAGCAAUGCAGUGGCCCCUGUAUUUGCUUUAUGGGUGGUAACUGGGAAUUUAUUCUAAGCUAAUAAAUCUUUAGGGUUAUAAAGUGGGGUGGGUGUGAGGUGGGGGAAGUUAUCAGUGACAACAGACCCCUCCCAAGAGGCCUUCUGGGUGAAGACGGGCCUCCUAGUCUUUCUGAGCAGUGGCACACUGCUCAGCGGCUUGGCCACUGAAUUUUCACAGUGCGGAGAUCUGGGAAUCCAUCCUAGGUAGAAUACAGAAUAUCAGUGUGGAAGAGGUUUUAUUACAAUAGCUUUUUACGUAUGUAUAUUUAUUUUUAGGAGAAAAUCGAAUAGGCCUAUAGUUGUACAUGUAUUCUCCUUAGGAGUACCUUGAAUGAAUGAGCUGAACCCUCUUGCCAGAUAGCCUUGUCCUUUUUCAUCAUUUAUUUUUCAGUGUAUAAUUGCUUUGGAUCCUUAAAACUUUAUUUUCCUGUCCCAUCAUUUGUAUGAACGUAAAGUCGCUGACAUUAUUAGGAUUUUGAAUAAUUUUAAAUCACGCAGUUCUUAAAACACAAAGGGAAUUAAGGAACACGACACUAGUGAACUUUGUCAGUUUUACUAAAAGUGCAGAGAUUCGAGAUUAACUUCUCUAAAAACGAGGUAAAAUCAUUGUGAACUCCUCUGGUGGCCAACAGAACUGAUCCUGGCCAGCCAUCGACAGUAACGGGCCACCUUUCUGGAUAGCUUCUUUGCCGUAACCAGUAACGGACGGUUCUGUGGUCAGUGCUCCCCUCCAAGGGUGGUCUCUGUUUACUCACCAGAGAGAGGAGAAGGUUGUCCUUCCUGGAGGACUUCUGCAGUUUACCUUAAGUUGAUUUCCAUGGGUAGGAAUGUGCUUGGUGACCAGACAGCUGUGCCUAACACAGCUGUAGAUUUUGCCCACUGAAGCUGGGAAGAAGGAUUUCCACUUGUACCUGUGUAGGCCCCCGGGCCCCAGCCAGCAGCCUUCAUCCCUCAGUUUGGGCUUUAGGCGUUAACAUCUAAAGAUUACCAGUGGCUUGGCAAAGAGAAUGGGAUAGGUGGUGGGUGGGUGUUAAAACUGGUCUGCCUUGGAGCCUAUGAAACCUCCCAGCGCUCCUUGUCUCCAUAUGUACUAAAGGAAGACACAGCCCGUGUGGUUGUUUUUUUUUUUUUUUUUUUUUUU
Messenger RNA from Panthera uncia (snow leopard), 6500 nucleotides. RefSeq names its product protein DDI1 homolog 2. Gene Ontology annotation, biological process: proteolysis. The transcript is spliced from 9 exons. Gene Ontology annotation, molecular function: aspartic-type endopeptidase activity; protein binding. Bases 187 to 3252 code for a protein of 1021 amino acids. The record is from RefSeq and is a predicted model, not a curated record. Lineage: Eukaryota; Metazoa; Chordata; Mammalia; Carnivora; Felidae.